Molecule: messenger RNA, 1771 nt
Organism: Cryptococcus deneoformans JEC21
Lineage: Eukaryota; Fungi; Basidiomycota; Tremellomycetes; Tremellales; Cryptococcaceae
Exons: 5
Coding region: 82-882 (266 amino acids)
Biological process (GO): endonucleolytic cleavage in ITS1 to separate SSU-rRNA from 5.8S rRNA and LSU-rRNA from tricistronic rRNA transcript (SSU-rRNA, 5.8S rRNA, LSU-rRNA); endonucleolytic cleavage to generate mature 5'-end of SSU-rRNA from (SSU-rRNA, 5.8S rRNA, LSU-rRNA); endonucleolytic cleavage in 5'-ETS of tricistronic rRNA transcript (SSU-rRNA, 5.8S rRNA, LSU-rRNA)
Cellular component (GO): nucleolus
Molecular function (GO): RNA binding
Source: RefSeq, a predicted model, not a curated record
UCGAAAGUGGAAAUUCCUGCAAUAUUCAUUUUCAGGUCAUAACUUAAUAUCAAAAAUCGAGGACACAGCUCAAUUUCGAACAUGACAACGCCUUCCAAAUCUUCGAACAAGCGGUUUCGCGACAACGAAUCAGAAGUAGACGAGACGGGCUCUCAAAUCGAGAAACAAGUCAAUGCCACAGCUUCCACUUCGACUUCGAGGCCUGCCUUAUCUUCCCACGAGUCUGAAGGCUCGUCUGUUAUGAAGACUAAGAAAAAGAAAAAGGCUCAAACCCCUGGUAUUGUGUUCAUCUCGAGAGUGCCUCCUGGUAUGACUCCGCAGAAGAUAAGGCAUUUGAUGGGGCGUUGGGGAGAUAUUGGGAAAGUGUAUGCGCAACGGCGAGAUGCUCCUGGCGGUUAUAACCCAAACUCGGCAAAUCAGAAGAAACAAAAGCAUGCCAGCGCCAACUUUACUGAAGCCUGGGUAGAGUUUUUGGAUAAGUCCGUGGCGAAGACGGUAGCUUCGAUGUUGAAUGCGCAAGUAAUUGGUGGUAAGAAAGGCGAUAGAUGGAGAGAUGAUAUCUGGACCAUGAGAUACUUGAGUGGAUUCAAAUGGGAGAUGCUCGGUGAACAAAUCGCAUACGAAAGGCAAGCUCACCAGGCUCGCCUUCGAACUGAGAUCACUCGGGCCAAGACGGAGCAGAACGAGUACCUCAAGAACGUUGAGCUGGCCCGUACUCUGGAGAAACGUAAAGCAAAGAAGGCUGCUGCCGGUGGACCUUCGGAGAGUGCACCAAACCAGGAUGCUCACUCCAGGAGUUAUAAACAGAGGAACGUUGUGGAGAAACCCAAAACUCUGGAGGGCCAGGGAAUGGACGGGGUCUUGAAUAACAUCUUUGGAUAGAAGGGAGGAGUUGGAUCUAGGUAUUAAUAGGUUGUAUGUACUCUAACUUCGUUUUUGACAACUAGACUUUCUAGGUAAUAUUUAUUACACGUUCUCUCCUUUCGCUUGACCACCAAACGCUCGCUCAUAGCUUACCCUCACAUCGAACAUUUUGGCACCUUACGCCGUCCACACAUGUUUCAUCCAACCCCAGACACUUUUCACCCGCGGAGCUUCACUGACUCUCCAUCCGGAUACCUUGCCGUUUACAUGCCUUCAUGAAGCAUAGGUAAGAAAUUAUGAUGGAUACGGCCUCUACUAGGACAGUGGUACCGCUACAAUAAUGGAGGGUUUACAUUGAGAGUUACCAAACAGGGAAACUCGGAAUUGUAUGAUAACUUGCACGGAGUCGCGGAUCCGGACCGUAAGGCUAUCAGACUUCUCUUCACCCAAGUCGUAAACGAAGCGAUCACUCGCGAUGCGUCCCGAGUCCUGUUAUCUGAUGGCAGGCUAUGGCUUGUUUGCCGCCGCUUGGUUGAUACUUUCACUGAUGAUGUUAAACCCAAACGAUGCUUCAUAUUUUAGCCUUCUCCUUUAUUAGGCAACAAUGGGAUCAAUGUUGAUACACCUUCUGAUGCCCCCGAUUCGCCUCAGGUUCUGACUGAAUUGCCCUUAGGCCUCUGGUGCGCCUUAUCAUUCAAUGAUCCUCGGCCCAACAGCGAACAAUCGCCUCCCAAGCAACCUGCUAGCCCAGAUCCGCGUAGUAGUAGUAGCGCAGGAGAGGAUAGGUCUUAAUCAAAGAAGAUUGCAAGUUAAGGGGGAAUUGGUGCAUGCUGGUAACAAAGUCUAUCGACUCGGUCUUAUAUAUCUUGUCUAUUCUCGUCCGUCCAGCGAAGCUCGCACUACGAAC